AAAUCAGUUUUCCAUUUAGUAAAUAAAAUUCCGUAAAUUAACUAGUAAAUUUAAAGGUAAAAUGGAUUCGGAUAUUGAUACGCUGGAGCCAAGUUUGAAGAAUAUCAUCGAUCAAACAUCGCUGAAAUGGGUAUUUGUCGGCGGAAAAGGCGGUGUGGGUAAAACUACAUGCAGUUGUAGUUUGGCCGUGCAAUUGUCGAAAGUUCGUGAGUCAGUGUUGAUUAUGUCAACGGAUCCAGCCCACAACAUCUCCGAUGCAUUCGAUCAAAAGUUUUCCAAAGUUCCACGAAAGGUAAAUGGGUUUGACAAUUUAUACGCUAUGGAAAUUGACCCAAAUGUUGGACUGAAUGAGCUGCCUCCGGAGUAUUUCGAAGGUGAAGCCGAUGUGCUGAAAGUGGGAAAAGGUGUCCUAAGCGAACUAAUGGGCGCAAUACCUGGUAUUGAUGAGGCAAUGAGCUAUGCUGAAGUCAUGAAAUUGAUCAAAUCCAUGAAUUUUUCGAUUGUUGUCUUCGAUACGGCGCCAACUGGUCACACGUUGCGUCUAUUGUCAUUCCCACAAGUGGUGGAAAAGGGUUUGGGACGUUUGUUACGGCUUAAACAGCAAAUUGCACCGCUACUUUCGCAGGUUGGCAGUCUGUUUGGAACGCAGGACUUUAACGCUGAAUCGCUGAGUACAAAAUUGGACGAAAUGUUGGCCACCAUUCGACAAGUGAACGAACAAUUCCGCAAUCCCGAGCAAACCACAUUCGUUUGCGUUUGUAUAGCUGAAUUCCUGUCACUGUACGAAACAGAGCGUUUGGUGCAAGAGCUAACACAAUGCGGCAUCGAUACGCACAACAUCAUUGUCAAUCAAUUGCUAAUCAAAUCGGACAAAGAAGAACCGUGUCAUAUGUGCAAAGCACGAUACAAAGUCCAAUCGAAAUAUUUGGACGAAAUUGCAGAUUUGUAUGAGGACUUCCAUGUUAUUAAAUUGCCGCUGCAGGAAAAAGAGGUACGCGGUGUUGAUGCUGUCAAAGCAUUCAGCGAAAAUUUGAUCGUUCCAUAUGUUCCGAAAUAAGAACCGACCGAAAGACCGCUUACUCGAUCGAGUUUAGUUUUAUUAUGAUUUAUUCAAUCACAAUCGACCUGUGUUUUCCGGCGCUCUAAUUUCAACGCUUCAAAUUUAUUUUUAAAUGAACUAAAAAAUCGAUAUCAAUAAUUGGAAGAGAAAAACAAACAAACAAUCACCGCAAAUCUUUAUUUGAGAUAAUUUUAUGGGAAAAAUUCGAAAUAAAUUAUAAAUGGUGGAAAUAUA
Messenger RNA from Sitodiplosis mosellana (orange wheat blossom midge), 1294 nucleotides. RefSeq names its product ATPase ASNA1 homolog. Gene Ontology annotation, biological process: post-translational protein targeting to endoplasmic reticulum membrane. The transcript has 4 exons. Lineage: Eukaryota; Metazoa; Arthropoda; Insecta; Diptera; Cecidomyiidae. Gene Ontology annotation, cellular component: GET complex. The record is from RefSeq and is a predicted model, not a curated record. Bases 62 to 1057 code for a protein of 331 amino acids. Gene Ontology annotation, molecular function: ATP binding; ATP hydrolysis activity.